Messenger RNA from Cyanidioschyzon merolae strain 10D, 675 nucleotides. RefSeq lists its product as hypothetical. Gene Ontology annotation, cellular component: COPII-coated ER to Golgi transport vesicle; endoplasmic reticulum-Golgi intermediate compartment; endoplasmic reticulum. Lineage: Eukaryota; Rhodophyta; Bangiophyceae; Cyanidiales; Cyanidiaceae. Gene Ontology annotation, biological process: endoplasmic reticulum to Golgi vesicle-mediated transport; Golgi organization; intracellular protein transport. Bases 1 to 675 code for a protein of 224 amino acids. The record is from RefSeq and is a predicted model, not a curated record. The transcript has a single exon.
AUGCGCCGAUCACGUCUCGUGCUCGUCUGUUGCGCUUUUCAGCUGUUAUUUCUUAUCGCUGCUGGCUGCCGUGCAUACCUUGUAGAGCUUUCUGAGGCGUCCCCCGAGUGCUUUUACGAGGACGUAUUGGAAGGCGACUCACUUGUGGGUAGCUUUCUGGUCACUACGAGCGAUAAGAAACCCGUCUCUGUUCGCGUGAUAUCACAUAGAGGGGUUCCGCUUUUCGAGACCUCAGAGCCGGAAGGAAGAUUCGAUAUCAGAGUAGCGGAGGCGGGAACGUAUGCAUUCUGCCUGAGCAGGAUCGAAGAAAGCUCAGCUAGUGUGGUUCUGUUGCGAUUUGAAUGGCAGUCCGUCUUCAGCGGUCUCGGGGAGCGCACGAAUUCCGAGAGAUCUCUGAAAGAACUGGAAGCUGCAGCGAAACAAGAGCACCUCGAACACAUGAUGAAUGAAAUUCAGAGCUUGUACCGAGCCGUCCUGCACAUUCGCAGCAAACAAAGCCUCUCGUGGUGGUUGCGUCAGCAGGAUUUGAGUAUUCAGAGAAGGGCCGCGCGUCAUCUGCUCUACGCUGCACUGCUGAAAUUGCUUGUCUUGGUCAUCACAACGCUGGAAGCGACCCGAUCCAUGCGCCAUCGUCUCGAUGCAGGGGGCUCCCGACUCCAGAUACGAGGUGUAUGA